Trichoplax adhaerens is the source of this 1350-nucleotide messenger RNA. RefSeq lists its product as uncharacterized. Gene Ontology annotation, biological process: SCF-dependent proteasomal ubiquitin-dependent protein catabolic process. NCBI's taxonomy places the organism in Eukaryota, Metazoa, Placozoa, Uniplacotomia, Trichoplacea, Trichoplacidae. The record is from RefSeq and is a predicted model, not a curated record. Gene Ontology annotation, molecular function: protein binding. The transcript has 5 exons. Gene Ontology annotation, cellular component: SCF ubiquitin ligase complex. The coding region runs from base 1 to 1350 and encodes 449 amino acids.
AUGAGUAAAAUCGCUUGUAUUGAUCAACCUACAGGUUGGCAUGGCCUACCCAACGAACUGAAAACCCAUAUUGCAAGCUAUUUGAAUUCUAGCGAUAUGUCUCAUUUAUCGUUGGUAGAUUGGCAAUGCCGGGAUUUGAUCAAUAGUCCUUUGUUAUGGUUAGGCAAGACAAUUGUUCUUAAGAAGAGGAUAAGUAGUCAAGAUCCAUUUUGGUCCACGAUGAAAAUUAGAAAGAUCACUCAAUUUGAGCUAGAAGAUAAAGCUUGCGAUCUGACUAUUUUGAAAGCAAUCGCUGCAUUAGAUAUGCCAAUUACAGUUAUAAAAUUCGAAAUGAUCGAUGAUGAUAUGUUACGAUGUAUGAUUCAAUUUACUUCCAUCACUCAUCUUCAAUUAAGUAAUUGCUCCUAUUUUGAUCAUCAAGUUUUAUUGGAUACUUUAAUCCAUCUCAAUUACUUAACUACAUUAGCUUUAGAUGCUUACAACUCAUUAACUGAUAAAACACUCUAUCAACUUUGCUCCAAUUGUCCGUCAUUAUCAACACUGCGAUUGCGAUAUUAUCACAGUCCAGUGCCCAUUAAUCGUCGUAAAUUUACCGGUAUUGGUAUACGCAAAGCGCUAGCUACCUUAACUCGACUGGAAGAAAUCGAUUUCUCAUUUUCUAUCUUAGAAGAUAGCCAAUAUGUAUCGGAUAAUAGAGCCUGGAAAUCGACCUUUUACCUAAUAUUCUCGCCUAUGAGAUUAAAAUUACAUUUGCAUGAUAAAGUUGGCGAGGUGGUGGAAAAUCCUUCUAUAGUUAUGAAAUUAAAAAGAAUCGUUUUAGCAUAUGCCAGAAUUGAAUUAACUUCCUUCCUAAUGCAACAUCAUCAGAAUUCUAAUUUAAGCUGUUUGGAUCUAAGUGGCCAUUCGUUACCUGAUCGGUUUGCACAGAAGCUAGUUAAAGCAAUACCGACACUACGAGAAUUAAAUCUAUCAAAUACAGACUGCGAUAAUUCAAUGCUAGCAAAACUGGGCAAAUUACCUUUAAUCAAAUUAAAUAUUGAAAAAUGUUAUAAAAUAAAUGGUUAUGGUUUAUACGAAAUGGCUCUACUAAACGGCCGCAGCAUUCAACAUUUAGAUAUUUCAUUUUGUGAUAUAGCGACUGAAAGAUUGACUGCGGUGUCAGAGUUGUUUCCUAACCUAAUAUCCAUUUAUUUAAGGGGGUGUAAGCAGGUAGACGACGAUAGUUUUCUCGCUAUUGGUAGCGGAAAAUUUCUAAAUUUUAUUGAUAUUACUGGCUGUAAAAAAAUUACUUCCAGUACAGUGCAAGAAUUACGAUUAGUGAAACGUAACAAAAUUUUAGUCAAACACUAA